Messenger RNA from Scaptodrosophila lebanonensis, 2724 nucleotides. Its product is annotated as proteoglycan 4. The record is from RefSeq and is a predicted model, not a curated record. NCBI's taxonomy places the organism in Eukaryota, Metazoa, Arthropoda, Insecta, Diptera, Drosophilidae. Bases 221 to 2635 code for a protein of 804 amino acids. The transcript has 2 exons.
UUACCAGUGCAGCGAUACCUACCAUAUACACGUUUACACACAUAUAUAAAUAAUUAGCAUAAAUUCAAUAAAGUUUGGUUGUUUGUUGGUUUAUAGUGACGGAUUAUUACACAAGUUACGCGGAAUUAUACGGAAUUUUGGGAUUCAGAAUUUCUAACGAACUAUAAAAGACGGGCUUCGGACGGCAACGGAAGUUAGUAAGCGGAAGCAAGUCAAGAAAAUGACAUUCAGAAAAUACCUAACAUUGCUGCUGGUGCUGGGGAGCGCUUGGUUCGGCCAAGCCACUGAGGAGGAGACCCAACUACAGCGCAACAAACGCACUCUGACCACCAUUUGUGUGGAGAUCAAGCCAAAUAAUCCACAGGAGGAGCCCUAUUUCAUGUGCAAAGGAGCGGACUUCACUCGUGCCGGCUUCCAACCCACCGCCACGGUUCCCAGCUACGGCACAGCGGUCACUGUGCAGAGUGUACAGCCGACCAUUAACAAUUAUCAGCACCCGACAGCACCCAUGCCUUUUCCAUCAUUUCCCGCCUUUGCGGCGGGUUUUUUUCCGGCCCCAGCUGCCGGCAAUCCCACAUUCCCAGCUCAAAAUCCCAGCUAUGGCGAGGAACAGCCGAAAACUGCGCCAUCGUCGCCAUAUAAUGGACAACAGCAAAUCGAUGCAAUGCCCUAUGGCGGGUACAAUAAUAAUGGCGCCCCCGUCAACAGCCCCGCAGGCGCUCCUGCCUUUGCACCUUCGCCUUUUGCGCCAGCAUAUGGCCAGCCAGCAGUUUCUUACACAGAUCCAGCAAGCCCAGCAGCGUCUGCGCGAGGAAAUGCAGCAGGUCCAGGCUCAGCGCCCUCGGCCGCUCCAUAUGCUGCUCCAACGGAUAAGAAACCGCCGACAGAUGCACAAGCAACUUCAGAGCAACAUCCUUCAAAUGGCCAGGAUCCCAAUGAUGGCUACGAUGCGCCCAUAGUCAGCGCCAGACAUCACAGUUCCAUGGAUAAAGAUGUGCUGGCCAUGCCAAAUGUGGGCUUCCAAUUACAGGAGCUGAACUCCAAGUAUAGGCAGCCCUUUGUGCCGCAAACGGAUCCCAUGCCCAUGGUAAUGCUGCCCGGUAUGUUGCCCCAGCAAAUGCUGCCCCUGACGCAGGCGCAUUUUCAGGAACCACAACAAAUGAUGCCGCUGGCACAGACGCAGUUUCAGGAGCCCGCAGCCGCUAGAAGUUUGGACAGGCCCAAUAUUUCGGACUACUAUGAUGAUCCGGUGAUGCGCAGCUUCUAUGGCGGUGCACCACCACCAGCGCCACUGACCGCAACUGAUCCAGAUCCGGCCGCCAAUUCAGAACUGAUGUUCCAGUACAAUAUACAUUCCAAUGUUACGCCGCCACCUCGCCUGAGCGGGCAAAACUCCACCAUUCCGGAGUUUAAGCCGAUGGCGAGACAAAUGAGUCCGUCGAGCGAUUCCUAUAAGAAGCCCACUGAGCGACCGGCAGGGAGACAACAAUGGGUUUAUUCACGCUUACCAGAAUUUUCUGCAAGACCUAGACCUGCUCCGGCCAACAACUAUCAAGUGCCAACUACAACCACAACACCUAGACCACCGCCGCCACCCGCCCCAGCACCAGCACUGGCACCCGCUCCACCACCCGCUCCGGCACCCGCUCCGGCACCCGCUCCAGCACCUGCACCCGCAGCCGCACCAUCGCCCGUUCCCUCUGAAAUGUUGGCGCCAGUGGCUCCCUUCAGACAAUACCACCCCUAUGCGCCACCAGUUCAGACGAAUGCCUGUGGUGGCUGCGCACCGCCGCUACCAACUCCACCACCAGCCUGUGCCACCCCGCUCGACAAUGGGAUUUCGUAUGCAGCGCCACCGUGUCCCAGCUACCAACCGGUAAUUAUAGCCAUGCCCUGCUAUGGACAACAACCACCCACGCAUUAUCUGGCUGUGCCGAAUAACGGGUAUGGUGCUGGCAGUGGACGCAGCGAACCGAUGGUGGGCAGUCCUUAUGGCUUGUCGCAGCAGGUUGGCAGUCCCUAUGGCAUGGGGCCACAAGUUGGCGCACCCUUCGGCCUUGGUUCGCCUUUCGGGCUGAAUCCGUUUGGACCAUUUGGCCAGCUCAAUCCGUUCAAUCCCUUCAAUCGCCUGCUAGGCUCACCAGCGCCACCAACGCAAGCACCACAAAUGGCUCCAACCACACCAUUUCAGCGGCUUUUUCAAAUGGGUGGACAACCUACUACCAUGGAGCCGACCACAUGGAAAACCACUGCCAGACCGAAGACUAUCAGCUAUGGCUACUCCAGCACCCCAGCUGCGACAAAAGCUAGCACCACUGACAGGCCUAGUCCGACAAUAGGCGCCUCCUUGGACGAGGAAGACGAGGAGCCAAAGACACAGGCCGAACCAGAACCCACCGCCUCGAAUGAGCCAGCAACUGGAGCGGCCACUGACAUCUCACCAACGGAUGCGACCGAGGGCGAUGCCACUUCUGCAGAAGACGAUGAUAGCAAAUCCAAGGAAUCGGACGAUCAGAGCCCCAAGCAGCUCCUAAACGAGGCUGAGAAGAAACUCAACUCCGACAAGCGACGACGUCAUUAUCCACGAGCCAGCAGCAGCAAUGUCCAGAAGCGCAAAUACCUGCAGAGAUUGUAGUUGCACCUGAACUUUCUGGCUAGAUUUAACAUUUGAAUUGAAAACUCAAGAAUAAAGCUAUAUACUGACAAAUAUUUUCUAUCUAAAAA